AUGGCAGAGACCCUGAGCCCCUGCAUCCCACGGUACCAGUGCCAGGCCAACCUUGGUGCCAACACGUCGUCAGCUAAUGUGGUCACCAACGUCUCCUCGGCUGCCCCCGCACUCGUGGGCAGCAGCACGUGGAGGGCCCGGGAGCCCUACUCUAUCUUCACUAUCCUCAUCUUGACGCUGCUGGUGCUCCUGACCGUGGCCACCUUCCUCUGGAACUUGCUGGUGCUGGUGACCAUCCUGCGAGUGAAGGCUUUCCACCGGGUGCCCCACAACCUCGUGGCUUCCACAGCAGUGUCAGACGUGCUGGUGGCGGCACUGGUGAUGCCUCUGAGCUUGGUGAAGGAGCUGUCAGCUGGGCGGCGGUGGCGGCUGGGCCGGGAGCUGUGCCUCGUGUGGGUCUGCUUUGAUGUCAUGUGCUGCACAGCCAGCAUCUGGAACGUCACUGCCAUCGCCCUGGACCGCUACUGGUCCAUCACCCGCCACCUGGAGUACACACUGCUCACCCGCCGCCGCAUCUCUAACAUCAUGAUUGCUCUCACCUGGGCACUUUCUGCUGCCAUCUCCCUCGCUCCCCUCUUUGGCUGGGGGGAGACCUACAGCCCUGAGCAGGAGCUUUGUCAGGUCAGCCAGGAGCCAUCGUACACCAUCAUCUCCACUGGUGGGGCGUUCUACCUGCCCCUCUGCGUGGUGCUCUUUGUUUACUGGAAAAUCUACAAGGCAGCCAAGUUCCGCAUGGGAGGCCGCAGGAGCAACGCCGUGGUGCCCCUGCCCAAGACUGCCCAGGUGAAGGAAGCUUCGCAUGAACCACAGAUGGUGUUUACAGCUCGUCAUGCAGCUAUCAAUUUCCAGACAGAUGGAGAAACAUGGAGAGAACAAAAAGAGAAAAAGGCAGCUCUGAUGGUUGGCAUCUUAAUUGGAGUUUUUGUACUGUGCUGGAUCCCUUUUUUCAUCACGGAACUAAUAAGCCCUCUCUGUUCCUGCAACAUCCCACCCAUCUGGAAAAGCAUCUUUCUUUGGCUUGGCUACUCCAAUUCUUUCUUUAAUCCUCUCAUUUAUACAGCAUUCAACAAAAAUUACAACAAUGCCUUCAAGAACCUUUUUGUGAAGCAGAGAUAA
Indicator indicator is the source of this 1116-nucleotide messenger RNA. Its product is annotated as 5-hydroxytryptamine receptor 5A-like. Gene Ontology annotation, biological process: G protein-coupled receptor signaling pathway, coupled to cyclic nucleotide second messenger; chemical synaptic transmission. Gene Ontology annotation, cellular component: plasma membrane; dendrite. The transcript is spliced from 2 exons. NCBI's taxonomy places the organism in Eukaryota, Metazoa, Chordata, Aves, Piciformes, Indicatoridae. Bases 1 to 1116 code for a protein of 371 amino acids. Gene Ontology annotation, molecular function: G protein-coupled serotonin receptor activity; neurotransmitter receptor activity. The record is from RefSeq and is a predicted model, not a curated record.